GAAUUUGAUAACGACGCGGUAGUCGCGCGCUCGUGAUCGCUUCGUUCCGAGAGGUUGUUUCGCUGAUGGCGCGGAGUGCAUUUCCUGUUCGGUGGUUCCGCUCGUGAGGGCUAAGGUUUCGUCCGUUCGUAUCGAUCUUGAUCCUAUCGGAACGAAUUUCCUUUACCAGAGCACCGACAUAACGAUCUGCUACCACUAGUUAUACGUGUUUGGUUCCACGAAGAUUAUACAAAUCUUUCGAGCGACGCUUGUACAUUUCUAAACGGUGCGUCAACCUGUUGUAACCGUGUAACGCGGUCGUCUCCGAGGCGUGUAAACAGAAGUCUGUCGGGAGUCGUGACACGAGACGAAAGUGUCGUGGAGAGGUAGGACGAGCUAAACGGUUGUAACGCUUGUCAAACCGGUUUCUCGACGAGAAGAAACGCGGAUCUCUAGUACUGUUCCAUCGAGGGUAGAGGAGGCUGAAAACUGGAUCACGUUGCAACGGGGCUGCAGCCAAAGAUUCGUCGAUCUUCGGGUGAAAUGUCGCGGGAGGAAGGAGCUUGGAAAUUGAAGGGUGCGAGAGGAAGAAGAAUCGAAAGGCUGGAAGGGUGAAACCGAAGAGAAGAAAGGAAGCAAAGGAGAAGAAAAAGGGGCGUCACUGCAGGGAAUUCGAGGGUUGUGCGCGCCUCCGGCCAGAUACCACCGCUUGUAUAGAUCUAUAUGCAUAGGAAAGUCGCGGCGAUAGAAGUAGCCCGGACACGAUGGCGUGUAUCUGGGUCAUACAGCCGUCCUCUCUCUCGCGCGCGGGUGUGUACCCGCGUGUUAUCGGUGUCGCCGCUGGUUCUCCAUAAUUUUAGAAGAUUCGUUCGUCCAAACGAAAAGAAGAUAGGAUCGUGGACUGAUCGCGAGAACGAAUGCGCGUGGAAUUAAAAAGGAAGAAACGAGAGAAGGAGGAGCGCGCGUUGUUCUCCGUCUCGUCGACACGGUGCGUCGAUAUCCUCCCGUGGUGUUACAUCGCGAUUCGGGUCAAACAGCCAAAUCGCUAAGUUAACGAGUGAGUCGACCGUUAGUAUUUUUCGCUUCGUCAGCGCCUCUGUACGAAGAGGUGCAACGAGUAUCGAAUGCUCGUGGAAACGGGAAACAGGCAGCAUGCACGAAGCAUCGUAAAGAAGGAUCUUGGACGUCGAUAUUCGUGAGAGAAUUAGCGCAGAAACGGUCAGGUUGAAACACUUGGGGAGAACGCUUCGUUGCCACGAGUUGUACACGGUUUCUCGACGGACGAGAUCCACGGAACCGAUGCACGCAAGCUCGUUUCGAUCUCUUUGUUCGUGCAAAGGGUAGUGUAUCGCGGUGAUCACGGUGGUUCGAACGAAAUCCGUAUCGGCCGGUUGUUUCGUCCGGUCGCCGGAACCGAUCGGUCGAAUCGUUCGCGUAGGUCCUGCAACGCGUCGUCGGACAACUCGAUCCCCGUAACCGUAACGAGCUGUUACAUCGUUACAGCUGUACAAGUGGGGAGGGGGUGACACGGGGAAGAACGCGACCGACUACCUUCCCGCGGGGACAAUCUCGACCGAACGAGCACCAUGCGAGAACUAUUAUCUGUGGAAGAGCAAUCAGUUUGCGCGAAACCCGUUUCUCUUUAGAGCGGACACAUCGGACGUGCCGGCUCGGUAAAUAAUGAACCUCCGCAGUCAUUUAUCAAGCUCGCUACGAGGCCCACCAAUGCUCAAAGUAGUCUAGUCGAAGUAAAUGGAAGAGUGGAACGCGAGCCACGGACAGGUAGUAUCGCGCGCGCCACCGCUUCCUGCUGGAUUUCGUUAGAAAAACAGAAAAGAUAGAACCUUCGAACCCCUGUUGCCUGCUCUAUCUGUCGGUCUCGAUCGAUCGUUCCGUGAUCGCGUGGCGUUCGCUAAAAUGGAACGUUUACUGCUUUAAUUACGAACAAUCACGAGGAACAGGUCGUGACAAAAAGCCCUGUUUUCGACUUUCGUGUCUCCCCGAUUCUACGCGAUAAAAGAGAAGAAAAAGAGAAAAAGAAACGAGAAAAUAUCCGGUCGAUGUCGUGGUCGUUGUCUUCGAGGUGUUUGAGAUGCGAUCAGCGAUCGAGUCGUGUGACGGUGAACGGUGGAUUCGUUCCACGAGGAUUUAUCAACUCGGUAGAUAGCGGCGUAUGAGAGCUAACUUGGCUCCAUGAGAGUGAUUAUUCCCGACGAUCGCGGCAGAACGUUUAGCCUGUUUCGCGCACCAGUGUAGUUCGCGUUUUGUGAAUCAUGAGACGACGAAACAACGGUUGCUGUUGCCAGAACAGCAAGAGGGCCGGUCGUACCGGGUGCAACGAUUCGGAGGGAAACGAACCGCCCGGUUGGUGCAUUUACGCGACAGUCGCUUUGGUUGCCGUUGGUUGUUACCUGAACGCGUUAGGUGGUGAUUUCGUGCACGACGAUAUACCCGCUGUGGUGAGAAACAAGGACGUGCUCGGUCAAACACCGUGGACUAGUAUUUUGAAGGACGACUUCUGGGGGACCCCUAUGCACGAUAUCAACAGCCAUAAGAGCUACAGGCCUUUGACGACAUUCACGUUCCGGUUGAACUACUUGAUGUCGGGAUUAACGCCAAGCUGGUAUCACGCGACUAAUAUUGCCCUGCACGCCAUUGCAUGCGUUUUGGUCACAAGGGUGAGCCUAGCGGUGGCAUCACUGCGUCCAGGAUUUGCUGCCUUGACAGGCUUGCUGUUUGCUGCUCAUCCUGUACACACUGAAGCGGUGACUGGCAUCGUAGGGCGAGCAGACGUACUCGCUUGCAUCUUCUUCUUAUUGUCGUUUCUCGCUUACCAUGGGCAGCAGACGGCUUACGUGUGGAGCAGCGUGUGCUUGGGGGCGCUGUCGAUGCUUGCCAAGGAAACCGGCAUUACUGUUUUGCCUCUAAACCUUCUUUACGACCUUUGUCGCUCCUGGCAUUCAAUCAAGAGGUCUAUUUUCGAGGCCAGAUGGAACGACGACUCGAGACACUUUUCUCGUCGGGCUGCGGCGCUGCUUGUUUCGUUUGGUGUGCUGCUGGUGGUACGUCUGGCUCUUCUUCAUGGUACUCUGCCCAAGUUCUCGCCGCAGGAUAAUCCGGCAGCUUUUCAUCCCUGUUUCCACGUCAGAUUAUUGACAUUCUGCUAUCUGGCGGCUCUGAAUUGCUGGUUACUACUGUGCCCAGCAAUGCUGUCUCACGACUGGCAGAUGGGAUCUGUUCCUUUGGUCGCCUCAUUGGCGGAUACCAGAAACCUGGCCACCUGUCUAUUCUUCGGUGGUUGCUUGAUCCUAACUUACAAAGCCUUCACAGAUUUCGAGGUAAGCGCGCGAAUGACGAAUGAAAUUUGGCGGCGACUUGCAUAAAUCGAACGUAAGGUU
Messenger RNA from Bombus impatiens (common eastern bumble bee), 3377 nucleotides. Its product is annotated as protein O-mannosyl-transferase TMTC1. The record is from RefSeq and is a predicted model, not a curated record. Gene Ontology annotation, molecular function: mannosyltransferase activity. Bases 2253 to 3362 code for a protein of 369 amino acids. The transcript is spliced from 7 exons. Lineage: Eukaryota; Metazoa; Arthropoda; Insecta; Hymenoptera; Apidae. Gene Ontology annotation, biological process: protein O-linked glycosylation via mannose.